Rhizophagus irregularis DAOM 181602=DAOM 197198 is the source of this 507-nucleotide messenger RNA. The record is from RefSeq and is a predicted model, not a curated record. Lineage: Eukaryota; Fungi; Glomeromycota; Glomeromycetes; Glomerales; Glomeraceae.
GCCGAUGAUGCCGGAGCUACUCGGUUUCAUGUAAUCCUUGACUACCGUUCACAUCCUACAAACUCUCUAAUUAAUCCGGAAAUGAGAGAUUGGCAAGGCCCAGCUAUCUUGAUAUUCAAUAAUGGGAUAUUUGAGGAUGUAGAUUUCCAAUCGCUCAUGAAUAUACGUGUUGGCGGAAGGCAAGGUGAUAGAACAAUGAUCGGGAAAUAUGGAUUGGGCUUUAACUCGUGUUACCAUUUUACCGAUGUUCCAAGCCUUAUCAGUCGUGAUUCCAUUGUGUUUCUGGAUCCCCAAGAAACAUACCUGGGACAACGUGGUAUCAAAAGCCCUUUUCCCAGGAAUGGCAUUCGUCGGUACUCUGAAAGGGACCAAUUGGUUCCUUUUGAAAAUAUUGAAGGCAUCGAUUUUCGAUCAACUUUUAAUGGGUCACUUUUUCGAAUACCACUUCGAAGGAGCCGUAGUGAUAUAUCCAAUAGGGUUUUUACUAUAGAAGAAGUCAGAAGUUUA